Molecule: messenger RNA, 1007 nt
Organism: Vicia villosa (hairy vetch)
Lineage: Eukaryota; Viridiplantae; Streptophyta; Magnoliopsida; Fabales; Fabaceae
Product: protein ABA DEFICIENT 4, chloroplastic-like
Exons: 6
Coding region: 153-827 (224 amino acids)
Source: RefSeq, a predicted model, not a curated record
GCUCUGACAUUCAAUACUACUUUGUUUUCUCAUCAAGUGGAAACUCCUGUCAAUCACUAGCUAAUUACUAUCUGUUUUGCAUUAUAUUAUUCAUCCAUGUAGCUGCUAUUGCUGCUUAUAAUUCAAUAUUGUUCCCUUGUUUUUCUUCAACCAUGGCUUUCUCUUCUUCCUGCUUUUGCCAUUCCAAGAUUGAUCACUUAGGGAAGAAAACAGUUUGGAAUGGUGCUGAGCUUUGUCAUAAACUCAUUGUGAGAAAUAGAAUCAACAUAAUGAAAGAUUGGAGUUUCAUAAGAGGAUCAAGAAUUCUUGGGAAACAAAAAGCUAUGAGAUUGUCAUCUUAUAGAAAAACAAGUCCAGUAUAUGCUUCAUUGUUAUCUGGAUCACAAAUUGCUAGCUCUGCCUUUACAAUAGGAACAACAGCAGUACUUCCAUUUUACACUCUCAUGGUUCUAGCUCCAAAUUCUGACCUAACAAAAAAAUCUAUGCAAAGUAAUGUCCCAUAUGCAAUACUUGGAAUAUUAUAUGCAUAUUUAUUGUAUCUUUCAUGGACUCCUGAGACAGUUGAACUGAUAUUUGCAAGUAAAUACUUACUACCAGAGCUAACUAGUAUAGGAAAAAUGUUCUCUAGUGAGAUGACUUUAGCCUCUGCCUGGAUUCACCUGCUUGUUAUUGACCUCUUUGCCGCAAGGCAGGUGUUUCUAGAUGGACAAGAGAAUGAAAUUGAGACAAGGCAUUCAGUUUCUCUUUGCUUGUUCUUUUGCCCUAUUGGAAUUCUUUCUCAUGCCAUAACCAAAGCAAUGACUGAAACUACCAAAGAAAACAAAUAGGGUUUAUAGAGGUUUCAUGGUUGAGCUUCUAUGGAGCCAAAUGAGAAUUUUAUUUCAAGUUUUAGAAUAUCAUAAAUUCAUGUAUGAGUGGAAAUUACUACUUACUAGUCCUAAAUGUCCUUGGAAGUUCUUUUUUACUCUAUCAAAAUGUUACAUUAUAAGUUGUUGGUUCUAUCACAA